Molecule: messenger RNA, 3087 nt
Organism: Alosa sapidissima (American shad)
Lineage: Eukaryota; Metazoa; Chordata; Actinopteri; Clupeiformes; Clupeidae
Exons: 2
Coding region: 500-2338 (612 amino acids)
Cellular component (GO): cytoplasm
Source: RefSeq, a predicted model, not a curated record
GGACCGUCAGACAAUAAUACUGGUUCCGAGUAUAUACUGGCCUGUGCCGUUUUCCAAAAAAUAGGAACCGUCACGCGUUUAGCGCCCGCAUGAUGCCACUUCAUGGUUUAGUUCAUGAUUGUGCUAUUUGUUUAGUGUUUUAAAAUGUAUGAAGAUGAGGAUUUGGCUAUUUGUGAUUGUUUGCCGUGAAGGAAUCAGGGGAAGGAGGAGGAUACAACCAAAAGUCGGCUGAGGGCACCCUUUUGUUUUUUACAUUGGACCUAUUUGCACAUUAGUGCUGACUGAUUGAACCUUCGACCUAUAUGUUAUUGUAUUUCUAUUUUGUUUGGCAAUGCCGUGGCGUCAGACAUUCAGCCGCUUCCGCCUUCGCCUUAUCCUACCUGCAUGAUCAAUCGCAAACGCGAAUUGCUUCCAUUUGCGCACUGCUUGGUUUCGCUUCCUAGUUAAUUGUUCAUGCGGUAAGCUGUACGUCUGUUCGAACCGUGUGUAUGUUACAAUCAUGACCAACAGCAUUGGUGAUCAAACGCCAAAUGAACGGAAAGAGGUCUUCGAUGAUUACUUAAUGUACUACGAUCAGGUUUGGCAACAUGGUAACGUGAAAGUGUGUAAAGACCGACAGGUGACAGAAAAGGCUAGGCAUGUAUUGCUGUCAGAGACGGACCCAGUGGAAAGAUUCACAACCUUUGACUUCUAUCACACCGCGUUCGAGUGCGUCAGACUCGGGGUAAAAGAUUGUAGAAGUGUAUUUAAUGUGUUCAUAAAGGCCGCUGAAUUGCUGGAAACGCUCUGUGUCAACCUGUUCCUGUUCCCGUGGAAGAAGGAAAUAAAGACCAUCAAGACCUUUACAGGCCCUUUUGUCUACUGCAUUCAGCCAGUGUUCCCCAAGAAUAUUGUGAGUGGCAUUCUUGAAAGUAUUGGAUACCGACCCGAGUCAGACACCGAGUAUCGUCUCACCGCGGAUGCAGACCAUGACCAGGCUAAGGCUAUGGGCUUCGAGCUCUUCCUGGCAAGGGUGGAGUGUGAAUACCUGCUGGAGAUCAUGGGACAGAGGGCCCACGCUGAGUGCCUGGAGAUCUUCCAGAGGAGGGCUGGGCCCCUGAACCACUGGGAGAGCCGUGGUACUGCAGAGAACGAGCCCAGGAACGAGAGCUCAAGGGCAGUGAAGGACAGCGGCAGCUUGGAGGUGGACGCUGUAGACCAACCUGAUGUGUUCUCGCUGGCUGAGCCUUCAGUGGUUGCUCAGGAACAGGAGGAGCAGCCUGAGGGAUCGGUCAGGCCGACGGAAGAGCCAGAGAGACACGCGCCUCUUCCGCUGGACGCCGAGGGGUCAGGUGCCGCAGCUGGCCCUGAGUCUUCAGGGAGACACCGCACCGGCUCCUCAAUGCUCGACGACCGCUCCAUGAUUGAGAUGCAGACGAACUACCCCGACCUGGCCAUCCGCAAGAAUCCGGUUUUCCGAAAGAACCGGGGAGGCUCGUACCCAACGCCUGGCACCAAGGUCCGCGGGAGGUUGGGGGACGAUGGCGACAUUAUGCCAAUGAGGAAUUACGCCCACACCCAUGCCAGCGACCUAAGCAGCCCUCAGUCCUUCUCCCUCCACACAGAGAGUCAGGUGGCAGCCGCCUCCAGCGCCCCAAUCAAGCCCCAGCCCAAACCCAGCCUCCCGGAGGUCAUCCUGGAGCCCCAGCCUCUAAUGGUCAGCUCGGGCCCGGCCUCUAUGAUCCAGUACCGCGACACAGCUGUGCAGAGCGCAGUGUCCAGGCCAGGCCAGGAGGGCACACCUAUAAACACCCUUGAUCUGGAGGAGCUGAGCAACAGAUUGAGGCAACUGUGCGUGGAGGAGCUGAAGUACCCCAUCGAGGAGACGGCACAGGGUCAGUCUCCCUGCACUGGCUGCCAUGAUCACCACCGGCCUGCUGCUGCCGCUACAGCGCCCCCUCCUGGAUCACCCCGGGAUAACAGCCACCAGCCUAUCCUGUGUACCCCGUCCCCCCUCCCUGUCUGCAGCAUCACUGGUUGUAACAGCCACCCCGGCCUUCAUGUGGUCCACCACGGGCUGCAGCUGGGCGAGGACACCAUCAAAGAGCCCCCCAGCUCCUUCUACAAGCCCCCAAGCCCCCUGGGGAUGUGUGGCCCACCCCUGGAGCCUCCAGCUGGGCAUCUGGGGAUGUGUGGCCCACCUGUGGAGCCUCCAGUUGGACAUCUGCCAGCCACUGUUGCUGCUGCUGCUGCACCUGCUCCUCUGGGUGCAGCAGGCGUGGAGGGCAGGGCAUCUGGCCAACAGCCAGAAGAUGACAUCCUGCAGACGUACGUCCUGGUGGAGCACGAGAGGAAGUGACAUCAGACUGACUGACAGACAGGCCGAGUGGCCAAUCGUUUGCUAUAGAUUGUAGGAAGUGGGUAGAAAACUUUCGCACUCCUUCCACCCACAUCUCGGUGUUUCCUGCCAUCAUAGCGAGGUCCAUUUGACAUGCACUAUGACCGACCCCCUCAUGAAACCUGUCUUGCCAGAAAGCCACCCUGCCAGCCUGUGUUAAUCAGGCCAGUGUAUUUCUGUCCUGUGGCAGGCUGCCAAGGGAAUCACCUACUUAAACACAGCAAAAUGUAGAGAAAAUGACUUGUAGAGAAAUGUCAAGCCGUUUAGGCUGCUCAUACGCCGCCAUACCUGAUGUGACUGUCCACGAGCCAGAAAUAGUUGGCGUUCAUCCAACAUCAAAGAAGUAUAGCCUAAUUAAUAGUGUGCUUAAAUCAGUUGUUGCCAUCCUGCUUUUAAACCACUCCAUGUGUGAGGGUCACUUAAGGACCAUUAUCAUGUCCUUAAAAAAAAAAUCUUGAAAUGUUUCUCAGGUGAAAGUAUUUUUUUUCUCCUGUUACCUCCAGUCAGCACUGUAUUGUGUAUAUUGUGUUAAACUUACGACUGCGAGGGAUACAAGCUUCUGAAUGUGCCUUACUUCGUUUGAAGCCAAAAUAUGCACUUAUUGUCUUUCUAUUAAUGAUUCAUGUAUUGAAUGAAAGAGUAUUGUGCUGUUAUUAGCUGAUUGUGAGAGGACAUUUUUGCUAAUAAAAUUGAUGCUUUUUGUGGUGUCU